Myripristis murdjan (pinecone soldierfish) is the source of this 1489-nucleotide messenger RNA. It is a transcript of the gene qng1, whose product is annotated as Q-nucleotide N-glycosylase 1. Lineage: Eukaryota; Metazoa; Chordata; Actinopteri; Holocentriformes; Holocentridae. The transcript is spliced from 7 exons. The record is from RefSeq and is a predicted model, not a curated record. Bases 146 to 1165 code for a protein of 339 amino acids.
AUUGGCUCAACCGCCAGUGACGGUCCCAGUAGCGAGCGUCUGAUUGAUCGACACUGACUCGAUAACGGAAAGCCACGCAGCGCAUGAGCGGAAAGUCCUCCGACCUGCACCAAGUGUCCGUAACUUCUUCAGUAAAUUCUUCAUCAUGGAGCCGCCUCUCUCUCCCCGUGACUCUGGCCGUUUCGUAGCGGAGCGGAGUAAGGACGUGUUUGUAGAGAAGGAGGGAGUGCAGAAGGUGGCCGAGAUGCUCUACGAUCUCCGCGCCAGUGACGAGCUCUCUGCCAAAGGUUGGAAGAAGGCCAAUCCGCUGGCCCCGAAACCCACCUCUGACCAGGCCCUCAAUUGGGUGUUUGUGAUGGAUACUAUGAACUUCUGCUUUUGGCCAGAUGAUGAAAACAAGCCAUUUGAGGUGACCUACAAAAAGAACACAUAUAGAGGCUACAUGAGCAUGUGCGCCGCUGUCAAGAGAGCCAUGGAUGAAGGCAUACCCAUCACAGAUCCAAAUUAUUUCUCUAAGAUGACUUUAGAGGAGUUGGCACAUGUCCUGCGAUCAGACAAUGACACACCCAUACCGUUGCUCAAGGAGCGCCACCAGGUGUUGACUGAAGGUGGCCGCGUGCUGCUGGAACACGGAGGAAGCUUCCGGAGCUUUAUCACCCAAGCCGGGAACGACGCCCAGAAGAUGGUGGAAUUCAUCGUGGAAAAGAUUCCCUCCUACAGGGACGAAACUACAUAUGAGGGAAAGGCAAUCUCAUUCUACAAGCGAGCCCAGAUCCUGGUGGCAGAUUUCUGGGCCACCAUGGCGGCCAGAGGAGAGGGAAACAUCCCCAACAUGGACUGUCUCACUAUGUUCGCUGACUACAGGGUGCCACAGGCCCUUGUGUAUCUCGGGGUGCUACGAUACUCUGACUCAUUGAUGCAGGCACUUAAGAAAGGUGAGCUGCUGGCUUCCGGGGACAGGAGAGAGGUUGAGAUCCGCGGUUGCACUCUUUGGUCUGUGGAGCUGAUCAGAGAUCACCUCUGCAAGCUGGUGAAGGAGCGAGACAACGAAAUCUGCAAGAUCAACUCGGCAAUCAUUGACUUCUAUUUGUGGCCUUAUGCCAAGCAGAACCAUAGAGAGAUGGCCCACAUCCCCAUCCACCACACUCGCUGUAUUCACUACUGACUGACUGGUGGCAGCGUUACAUCCAGUGCACUGCUCAGUGUCAGGGCCGAGCGGCAGUAACCUUUCCUGUGGAUGAAGCUCAGCUGGUCUCUGCACCAGCAGCUCAAGUUAUACACUCCUGUCAGUGUUAAUGUAGCUUGUAGCACUGUUGCCAGUCCCCAGCAGCAAAUAACAGAAAGUGUAUUGUCACCAUUAUGAAGAUUUUUUUUUUUCAAGGCAUGACAUUCAUGCUCCCUCCAGUGUGAAAAGCUAAGACAUUUAAUUUAUUCCUAUUUUUUAAAGGGAACAAUGACAUGAAAUUGAAUAAAUCAUAUUUUGACAUCA